Leptomonas pyrrhocoris is the source of this 1831-nucleotide messenger RNA. RefSeq lists its product as hypothetical. The transcript has a single exon. NCBI's taxonomy places the organism in Eukaryota, Euglenozoa, Kinetoplastea, Trypanosomatida, Trypanosomatidae. Bases 194 to 1831 code for a protein of 545 amino acids. Gene Ontology annotation, biological process: oxidative demethylation. The record is from RefSeq and is a predicted model, not a curated record. Gene Ontology annotation, molecular function: oxidoreductase activity; demethylase activity.
GCCCGUUUUUUUUCCCUGGUUGAGGUGCUUUGUUUGUUCGUUGUUGUGCUCUGCGGAAUGAAACGAUAUCGGACCACCUGACAUGAUACUCGUCGCGUUGCACCGCAUCCUUUGAGGGGCGAAAAGCGAGUGCUUUACAUUAACACACACAGAGGGUAUUCAUGAAGAGAAGUGAUAACACCGCAUUUUAGUUAUGGCGGCAUUAUCCACUACGUCGUCGGCGACCGAUGCAGCGGAGACACACCUGCCCCUUCCUCCCCCUGUCUUACCGCCGCGACAGCUAAAAAAAAUUGAGAUUUCGUGCCGGAAGUGGCUCGUGCGGUUUUUACUCGCCGUUUCUUCGGUUGCACGAGCGCAGCAAACCGGUGCGGCCGUGGCCACGACCUCCUCUUUCGGCUCAGCGGACGUCGAGGGGAGCGGUGAGAGCAGGUACGAUGUGGGUGGCGUCGCCACACCUGUGUGUCCUGCGUGGAAACAGGCAAACGGGUUUGUGGCCUUAAACGGUGGAAUUCUUGCCGGGUGCAGCCCGCACGACCUCCGUGCCACGUUGGUGGCACAUCACUUGCUCCAGCCGCCGAUUCCAUCUUCGAACGAGACCAUUCUCGCGUACAGCUCCACGCUCCCCUUCGUGCUGUGCGCACGACCACUCGCAUUGCAGGCGGAGGCUGACACCCGCACCGGCCUUUUUGCGUUGUAUGUGUCGGCAGAAGACAUCACUCGCUGCACGGCGACCACACGCGCGUCCAGCGAGGCCGAAGGGCACUCCACCUCUGCACCGGAUUCACUUGCUUCCGGCAGAUGCGUCGAGAGCGGCAAGCCGGCAGUGGCAGACCGCAGCGGCGAGAAGAACCGCAGCGACAGCACGUUUCCCCCUUCGGUGAUCGGAGUUGUGGUGCUGCAGCUGCCGCCCGCCGCGUCGCUGUGGAAAGGCGGCUCAUCAACGUCAUCUGCGCAGCGAGGGUGUGGCUUUUUGUAUCUGCUACCGUGCGACGUAUCGCUCAUGCGCACGAUGCUGAGGUGCGUGCUCCAGAAGCCGGUGGUGGGCAUUGAGCGUUUGCUGGGGCACGGUGAACGCGCUGAGCGUGCACAUGACGAUGAAGAUAAACGUCCACGGGUUUGUGUGUCACAGGCGGUACCUGGCAUCCCUGGUCUCUACCUGGUCGAGGACUUUCUCACGCGGGGAGAAGAGGCCGCCAUCUGGGCGGAGCUGCACGAAGGUCGACAGCGGCUGCAGUUGGAGUACCUCUCGCGACGUCGGGUUGCCCACUUUAAUCGCCGCUUCAUCUACGGUGCGAACCAACUCACAACGGAGGGCGAGGAAGUCAACGCACGACCGUCGUUUUACGACUGGAUGCGUGCACGCCUGCAAAACAACGACCCCGCCCACUCGAUGCGCAUUGUGGGCGACUACCCCUUUCACCCGGGCGACUACGAGUGCGAUCAGCUCACCGUGAACUACUACGACUACAGUGAGAUGGGUGCGUGUGGGAUUGCGUCGCAUGUCGACGCGCACGCCGCCUUCGAGGACGCCAUUCUCAUCGUCUCGCUCGGCUCUUACACGGUGAUGGACUACACCCGGUGGGACACGCCAGCGGCAGAGGCAGCGGCACCGAUUGGCGUGUACCUGCCCCGCCGCUCCCUCGCCGUGAUGCACGGGGAGUCGCGCUACGGUUGGACGCACUGCAUUGCGGAGAAGCGCACGGACACCGUGUCGGAACUGCUGCCGACGUUGACGCGUGGCGACCGCCUGAGCCUGACGUGGAGACGCGGCCGCACCCAGCGCCACCUCAAAGCGGAGUGCCCUUUCCCCGCCUUGUGCGAUGGGGAGUGA